AUGGGGGUUGGAGGCUACAGCUACACCUGGCCCCAGGUGAGCUCAGUCACAAACGGGGGAUUUUCCGUGGAGGUGAGAAUUCCCACAUCCCUCAAGGAAUGUUUUCCUGCCCUGGGCAUCCCCACAGCUCCCAAACUGAUCCCAAAGCACAGCAACUUUUUUAGGGUUUUUUUUGGGGGGGGGUUUUGGGGUUUUUUUUAUGAUGUCUCCAAGCCUGCAGGGAAUAACUGGAAUAACUCUGGGAGCUCAGCAGCUCCUGGCUCGUGUCACAACCUCACCCUAAACCCUCUUCCUGACCCCAGCCACACCCUGGGCAUCCCCAGCCCCACUCAGGGCACCCCCAGCCCCACUCAGGGCACCUCCAGACCCAUCCUGGGCACCCCCAGUCACAUCCUGGGCACCCCCAGAUUCAUCCUGGGCACCCCCAACCACAUCCUGGGCACCCCCAGCCACAUCCAGGCACCCCCCGGGCACCCCCAGAUUCAUCCUGGGCACCCCCAGCCCCAUCUUGGGCACCCCCAACCCCACCCAGGGCACCCCAGCCCCAUCUUGGGCACCUCCAGCCCCAUCCUGGGCACCCCCAGCCACACCCUGGGCAUCCCCAGGGCACCUCCAGCCCCAUCCUGGGCACCCCCAGACCCAUCCAGGCACUCCCAGAGCACCCCCAGCCCCAUCCUGGGCACCCCCAGCCACACCUGGGGCACCCCCAGCCCCAUCCAGGGGUGCAGGGCCAGGGAUGGACAGACGGACAGACGGACAGGGAACAUCUCACCUGGAGAUGCUGACCCCUCCCUGACCCCUCCCUGGGUCUCUCCUGAGAUUCCACCCUUGGAAUUUCAGUGUGCCCCCCCCCCCCCCAGUCUGGUGAUUUUCCACUCCCAUUCCUCCCACAGUGACAUCACAGGUGAAUUAAUUCAGGUUUUUUUUUUCCUUCCUGGGGAUUCCUCCAUCCCCAAACCCCCCUGGGAGGAAAUCUCCUCUCCCCCAAGUUUAGCAGCUACAAAACACCCAGGACACAAAAAAAAAAACCCAAAAACCCCAAAGGAAUAAAUCCUAUGGGGAUAAGAAGCUCAACUAAUCACAAAAAAAAAAGAAAAAAACAAAAAAAAUGUGUCAAAGCGCAGAGAUUUCAACAAAAUAUUAAAUAAAAUAAAUUACUAAUCAGGAAAUCUGACAAACCAGAGUUGAUGGGAAUGACAAUAUUUCACUUGAAGGCAAAUUCCUGUGAGCAGGGAGGGCUGGGUGGAGAGCAGGGCAGGAAUUUCCUUGGCUCUAUCCAGACCCCUCCUGCUCCUGGGGGGUGCAGAGCAGGAGGUUCCCCCUCACCUGCACAGGUCCUGUCCCACCCAGGGGUGGCUUUGUCCCCAAACUUGUCCCAGGGCAGCUCUCACUGAGAGUUACUGGAGCAGAGCCAGGGAAAUUCCAAACCAUGGGGGGUUUAAAACUUUCCAAAUUCUGCUCAAAAAUACAUUUUUGUCUGGGAAAGCAUCUCAGGUUUCUUCACCCAAGCAGCCUCAGCUCCCAGCUUUUCCUGGUCCUGCUCUAAAUCUCCAAAUUCUGGGUUUUUUUUGUUACAACCUCAAAAUUUGGCAGUGAAUCUCCCCCAGGAGGAG
Serinus canaria (Common canary) is the source of this 1613-nucleotide messenger RNA. RefSeq lists its product as uncharacterized. The record is from RefSeq and is a predicted model, not a curated record. NCBI's taxonomy places the organism in Eukaryota, Metazoa, Chordata, Aves, Passeriformes, Fringillidae. The coding region runs from base 1 to 1050 and encodes 349 amino acids. The transcript has 2 exons.